Messenger RNA from Paramisgurnus dabryanus, 4001 nucleotides. The record is from RefSeq and is a predicted model, not a curated record. NCBI's taxonomy places the organism in Eukaryota, Metazoa, Chordata, Actinopteri, Cypriniformes, Cobitidae.
AUGACUGUUGUCAAGCAGCCGCUGCGUCGCGCUCCAGUACAGCAGGUGGCGCAAACGCACCGCGCGACAAAUAAAACAACAGAUGAAGAAAAGAGAAGCUCACUGUCGAGUCGAGCAGCAAUGUUCUUCAUGAGAGAUCAGAUGGAUGUGAUGUGCUGUAAAUCAGUAGGAACUGAUCUGUCCAUGCUGGAUAUUGAUGAUUUGAUGACAGAAAUCUCUCAGCUGAAGAAAGAGGUGGCGUUACUGGAGUCAAAGCUCAGACAGAGAGAUGAACUCAACACAAAGGAUGUAUCUGGUGUCUGUCUCUGUGGCUUCACUGAUCAAACAUCUACAGAGCUUCUGGUUUCUGUCUGUAAUGAUGAAGACCAGAAGACAUCAGUGAAUCUGCUGGACUGUGGGAUGAAAGCGAAACAAGAAGUCACAGAAGAACAGAUAGAUGAAGGUGGUUUGAUUUAUUCAGAUCUGAUAGUGAAGGAGGAAAGUUCACCAUUCAGUAUAAUGGAGGAGAAACCUCAACAUUUCAUACCCAAGGAAGAAUCUAUGAGCAGCUUCAUGACCGAAAAGAAUUUGUCACCAAAAAAUAGCAUCAAGCUAAAAACAACAACCGAGGAUCCUUUCAUGUGUCCUCAGUGUGGAAAGAUUUUCAGCAAUAAAUAUAAACUUAAAGCCCACAUGAGUAUUCACUCUGGAGAUAAACCUUACAAAUGUGAUCAGUGUGGAAAGUGUUUCAAUAUUAGGUCUUACUUGAAUGUGCACAUGAAUAUUCACAAUGGAGAAAAACGUCAUACGUGUGCUCAGUGUGGAAAGAUCUACAUUCAUAAGCAAGACCUUACCGUGCACAUGAGACAUCACACUGGAGAAAAGCCGUUCAGAUGUGAUCAGUGUGGAAAGAGCUUCAUCCGUAAAGCCUACCUUGAUUUUCACAUGAGACAUCACACCGGAGAAAAACCUUAUAGUUGUGACCAAUGUGGAAAGAGCUUCAUUCGUAAGUAUGCUCUUAACAGGCACAUAAGAAUUCACACUGGAGAAAAGCUUCACAGAUGUGAUGAGUGUGGAAAGAGCUUUGAUAGGAAGUACUAUCUUAAAUUACACAUGAGACGUCACACUGGAGAAAAACCUUUUACGUGUGAUCACUGUGGAAAAGGUUUCACUAUCAUUUCCUCCCUUAAGGCACACAUGAAAAUUCACACGAGACUUAAAAACGUAAAGACCAUUGUGGCUCAGUGGGUCGAACUGUUGCCUUACAUCAAGAAGGGAACCAUGGUCAGUAUGGGUGUCCCUCAGGUACUUCAGUUUCAUCCCACUAAAGUCCAAACACAUCCGUUGCGUCGCGCUCCAGUCCAGCAGGUGGCGCAAACGCACCGCGUGUUAAAUAAAGCAACCGAGGAAAGAAGAAGAGAAGCUCACAGUCGAGCAGCAAUGUUCAUCAUUAGAGAUGAGAUGGAUGAGAUGUGCUGUAAAUCAGUAGGAACUGAUCUGUCCAUGCUGGAUAUUGAUGAUUUGAUGACAGAAAUCUCUCAGCUGAAGAAAGAGGUGGCGUUACUGGAGUCAAAGCUCAGACAGAGAGAUGAACUCAACACAAUGGAUGUAUCUGGUGUCUCUCUCUGUGGCUUCACUGAUCAAACAUCUACAGAGCUUCUGGUUUCUGUCUGUAAUGAUGAAGACCAGAAGACAUCAGUGAAUCUGCCGGACUGUGGCAGGAAAGUGAAACAAGAAGACACCGAAGAACAGAUAGAUGAAGGUGGUUUGAUUUAUUCAGAUCUGAUAGUGAAGGAGGAAAGUUCACCAUUCAGUAUAAUGGAGGAGAAACCUCCUCAUUUCAUACCUAAGGAAGAAUCUCAGAGCUGCUUGAUGACUGAGAAGAAUUUGUCACCAGAAAAGAGCAACAAGCAAAAAACAACAACAGCCAAGGAUCCUCUUGUGUGCCCUCAAUGCGGAAAGAUUUUCGGAAAUAAAUAUAAACUUAAAACCCACAUGAGUAUUCACACUGGAGAAAAGCCUCACACGUGUGCUCAUUGUGAAAAGAGCUUUGCCUAUAAAUAUAAACUUAGGAGGCACAUGAAAAUCCACACUGGAGAUAAACCUCACAAAUGUGAUCAGUGUGAAAAGAGUUACAUUAAUAAGCGUGACCUUACCGUGCACAUGAGACAUCACACUGGAGAAAAGCCGUUCAGAUGUGAUCAGUGUGGAAAGAGCUUCAUUCGUAGAUCCUACUUUAAUUUUCACAUGAACAUUCACACCGGAGAGAAACCUUAUAGUUGUGACCAAUGUGGAAAGAGCUUCAUUCGUAAGUAUGCUCUUAACAUGCACAUGAGAAUUCAUACGGGAGAAAAGCUUCACAGAUGUGAUCAGUGUGGAAAGAGCCUUUAUUCGAAGUACUAUCUUAAAUUGCACAUGAGACGUCACACUGGAGAAAAACCUUUUACUUGUGAUCACUGUGGAAAAGGUUUCAUUAACAUUUCCUACCUUAAGGCACACAUGAAAAUUCACACGAGACUUUCAAGAAAAGACUUAAAGACGUGAUUUGUGAGGAAAAGUUGAAUGUGGACUGUGACUAAACAACAUUCAUCUCUGUAAAUGACCUGAAGCAAAUGAAGACUUUCCUCUGCUAAAAAGCAUGAGAGAAAACACAGAUGAGACCUCACAAAUUUGAGCAGCAUUGUGGCUCAGUUGGUCGAACUGUUGCCUUACAGCAAGAAGGUUUGAGCCCUGACUAAAUUCAAGGUUUUCCUGUGAUGUUUGCAUGUUUCCAUUUGAAGGGAACUCACCCUGCAUUGCCAAGGUGACGCUUUGGGAACGCCUCUGCGUGCCGCAUCCCUAAAGCAUCAUCUUGGUGACGCAGCGCCUCGUUCCCUUCUCAUGGAAUCAUGGUCAGUAUAGGUGUCCCUCAGGUACUUCAGUUUCAUCCCACUAAAGUCCAAACACACGUGAGUCUAGAUGAAUUGAAGACGCAAAACUGCCCUUCCACAAACUAAUGUGUCAAGAUUAACUUGUUUAAUUUACAUUUAGUCAUUUAGCAGACACUUUUGUCCAAAGCGACUUACAAGUGAGGUAAACAAUAGAAGCAAUUAUAGCAACACAAGAACAGCAAUACAUAAGUGCACUGGAAAUAGUCUCAUCAAGUUUAACACAGUAUACAUAGCCAUGGGUUCGUUUUUUUGUGUGUAAGAAUGUAUUGAUAGAGAUCAAGAAAAAAGGAAAAGAGAAAGAUAGUAAGUCUUAUAUUAGGAAGUGAGGUAAUGGUGGAAGAGAUGGGUUUUUAGCGGUCGCUCGGUGGCAGAGAACAGGGAUGGAGAGGGUACUGUAUGAGCAGGUGAAGGUAAGGGGGUGCUGACCCAGUGGUGGUUUUAAAGGCCAGGAGCAGAGCUUUGAAUUUGAUGCGAGCUGCUAUAGGAAGCCAGUGUAAUUUGACAAAGAGCGGAGUGACGUGCGCCAUCUUUGGCUCAUUGAAGACCACUCUUGCCGCAGCAUUCUGGAUCAUCUGUAGGGGUUUGGUUGUGCAGGCUGAGAGUCCAGCCAGUAGCGCACUGCAGUAGUCCAGCCUGGAGAGGACAAGAGCUUGGACUAGGACUUGUGUAGCAUGAUCAUUUAGGAAAGGUUUAAUUUUCCUAAUAUUGUAAAGAAUGAAUCUACAAGAGCGAGAGGUGAUGGCAACAUGCUAAGUUGAUCAUCAAUGACCACUCCCAGGUUUCUGGCUGUCCUGGAUGGCAUGAUGGUCGAGUUUCUAAAAGAUUAACUUGUUUCUACAUAAUCCUUUAUUUGCCUGAGAUCUCAGGAGUAACGGUUGGAAUACAAUGGCAGUGUGACUGAACUAAAUCAAUAAGCUUUUGUUUUACUCCACAGAUUUCAAUCCUUCAUACAUAUAUGACAUAUCUUAAGAGAGAGAGAGAGCAUUAUGUAAAUACAUUUUCUUGUUAGCAGCUCUUCAACACAAACCCAUCCUAAACAGCUCAAGCGCACCUCUUUGUGCAUCAGUCCAUGUUGUAAACGUCCAAUAAACU